Molecule: messenger RNA, 996 nt
Organism: Penaeus indicus
Lineage: Eukaryota; Metazoa; Arthropoda; Malacostraca; Decapoda; Penaeidae
Product: basic proline-rich protein-like
Exons: 2
Source: RefSeq, a predicted model, not a curated record
ACCCCCGGCCCCCAAGAUCCCCGGCCCCCAUAUUUGUAUCACUCUUCCUCUGGGCCCCCAACACCCCCGGCCUCCAAGCCCCGGCCUCCAAGACCCCCGCCCUCCAAGACCCCCGGCCCCCAACAAACCCCUGGCCCCAACAACCCGGCCUCCAACUCCCCCGGCCACUGCCCCAACACACCCGGCCCACCAAAGACCCCCCACCCCCGGCACCCCCAAGAAAUCCCCGGCCCCCAAGACCCCCGGCCCCCACGACCACCAGCCCCCCACGACCACCACGCCCUCAAGGGACCCACGGCCCCUCAACAGCCGCACAACCCGGCUCUUGAAGACCCCAGCUACAAACAACCCUGGCCCUCAACACCCCAGGCCCACGGACACAAGAAAAUUCAAACCACCCAACCGGCUCACCCACACGGAACCCCGGCCAACAAGAACCCACGGCCCCCAGACGUCCCGGCCCUCAACACUCCAGGACAUCAACACCCCUGGCACCAACAACCCACGGCCCCCACCACCCUGGACCCCCCAACACCCCCGGCCCCCAAGACUCCCAGGCCCCGCAACACACCUGGCCCCCAAACACCCUGCCCCCAACACCCCCGGGGGGCCCCCCAAGGACUCACGGCACCCAAGACACCCCGACCCUCAAACACCCCUGGCCCUCCAACACCCUCCCCUGGCCCUCAACACACAUGGGGACUCAAUAACACCCCCGGCCGCAACACCCCGGACCCCCACCCCCUGACCCCCGGCAUCCACGGGACCCCGGCCUCCAAGACCCCCGGCUCCAAGACCCCCGGGGGCCCCCAAGACCCAGGCCCCCAAGGACCCCGGCCUGACCCCCAAGGACCCCCGGCCCCCAGACCCCCGGCCCCCAAGACCCCCGGCCCCCAAGACCCCCGGCCCCCAAGACCCCCGGCCCCCAAGACCCCCGGCCUCCAACUCCACCCGGCCUCCAACUCACACGGCCCUCCAACUCCCCCGGCCCUAUGA